CGGAGACACACCGGGAGCAUGAGACGGUAAAGUACGGAUUAAAGACAGCUGUCCAUCGGACAUGGGACAUGUCGCUGCGGAUCAUAGUGAAUCCUAUCAGCGGGGUGUUGUUUAACACUAAAAUCAUCUCAGUGCAUGUUCGUCAACAGCCGUUGGGAAAUAUGGCUGCGUAUGAUGUGUCCUUUUCUUCUACAAUAUAAUAAUGGCCUUGUAUUAAUGGGGUUUAAGAUAUGAUGACAGACAGUCACUGGCAGUGUGUUGGAACACAGCCUGAUCUGACAGCAUGGGACUCAAGCUCAGUGCAAAGGGGCAGCAGAGCCACAGGCUGGUGAUCUUCGCAGCCAUCUUCGUCCUGAUGACACUCCUCAUCCUCUAUGGCUCCAACAAUGUCAACGAUAACAUCUACUCUCCGCUACAUCUGGCUAUAAAUAAGGCCAUCAAGGCCACAGAUCUGAAGAAGUGGUCUGGGAAAGACGGAUAUGUGCCAUUCCAUGGGAACAAGACGAUGAGUCUGCACUGUGGCAGCUGUGCUCUGGUGACGAGCUCCAGCCACGUCCUGGGGAGUCGAGCCGGGGCGGAGAUCGACCGGGCGCAGUGUGUGAUCCGGAUGAACGACGCCCCCACGCUGGGCUUCGAGGCGGACGUGGGGAACCAGACGUCUCUGAGGGUGGUGGCCCACUCCAGCGUGUUCAGGGUGGUCCGCAGGCCAAGCGAGUUCCUGCACAGGCCCGACAGCAGCCCCGUGAUCAUCUUCUGGGGACCCCCCAACAAGAUGGGGAAGGACGCCAAAGGGACCCUGUACCGGCUGAUCCAGAGGGUCAGCACCACCUACAGCAACAUGUCCUGCUUCAGCAUCACCGCCAGCAAGAUGCGCCGCUUCGACAGCCUGUUUCACCGGGAGACCGGGCGGGACAGACAGAAAUCUCACUCCUGGCUGAGCACAGGCUGGUUCACUAUGGUCAUUGCCAUCGAGCUUUGUGAUAGUAUCAAAGUGUAUGGGAUGGUCCCACCCAAUCAUUGUGGAAAAUUUAAACCUCCAGCCAAAAAGAUGCCCUACCACUACUACAAGCCCAGGGGGCCGGAUGAGUGUGUCACGUACCUGCAGCAUGAGGGGGGGCGCAGAGGGAACCACCAUCGCUUCAUCACGGAGAAACAAGUGUUUGGCCGCUGGGCGAAGCAGUACAACAUCACCUUCUCUCACCCCAAAUGGGUUUAGACUUUAGUGGGAAAGAAAGAGAGAAAUAUACAAACUCACAGUGGCCUGACUGAGAGGAUGAGCCCUCGUGAAGCCACAUACUCACAGGGGCCUGACUGAGAGGAUGAGCCCUCGUGAAGCCACAUACUCACAGGGGCCUGACUGAGAGGAUGAGCCCUCGUGAAGCCACAUACUCACAGGGGCCUGACUGAGAGGAUGAGCCCUCGUGAAGCCACAUACUCACAGGGGCCUGACUGAGAGGAUGAGCCCUCGUGAAGCCACAUACUCACAGUGGCCUGACUGAGAGGAUGAGCCCUCGUGAAGCCACAUACUCACAGGGGCCUGACUGAGAGGAUGAGCCCUCGUGAAGCCACAUACUCACAGUGGCCUGACUGAGAGGAUGAGCCCUCGUGAAGCCACAUACUCACAGUGGCCUGACUGAGAGGAUGAGCCCUCGUGAAGCCACAUACUCACAGUGGCCUGACUGAGAGGAUGAGCCCUCGUGAAGCCACAUACUCACAGUGGCCUGACUGAGAGGAUGAGCCCUCGUGAAGCCACAUACUCACAGUGGCCUGAUUGAGAGGAUGAGCCCUCGUGAAGCCACAUACUCACAGUGGCCUGACUGAGAGGAUGAGCCCUCGUGAAGCCACAUACUCACAGUGGCCUGACUGAGAGGAUGAGCCCUCGUGAAGCCACAUACUCACAGGGGCCUGAUUGAGAGGAUGAGCCCUCGUGAAGCCACAUACUCACAGUGGCCUGAUUGAGAGGAUGAGCCCUCGUGAAGCCACAUACUCACAGGGGCCUGAUUGAGAGGAUGAGCCCUCGUGAAGCCACAUACUCACAGUGGCCUGAUUGAGAGGAUGAGCCCUCGUGAAGCCACAUACUCACAGUGGCCUGACUGAGAGGAUGAGCCCUCGUGAAGCCACAUACUCACAGUGGCCUGAUUGAGAGGAUGAGCCCUCGUGAAGCCACAUACUCACAGGGGCCUGAUUGAGAGGAUGAGCCCUCGUGAAGCCACAUACUCACAGUGGCCUGAUUGAGAGGAUGAGCCCUCGUGAAGCCACAUACUCACAGUGGCCUGACUGAGAGGAUGAGCCCUCGUGAAGCCACAUACUCACAGUGGCCUGACUGAGAGGAUGAGCCCUCGUGAAGCCACAUACUCACAGUGGCCUGACUGAGAGGAUGAGCCCUCGUGAAGCCACAUACUCACAGGGGCCUGAUUGAGAGGAUGAGCCCUCGUGAAGCCACAUACUCACAGUGGCCUGACUGAGAGGAUGAGCCCUCGUGAAGCCACAUACUCACAGUGGCCUGAUUGAGAGGAUGAGCCCUCGUGAAGCCACAUACUCACAGUGGCCUGAUUGAGAGGAUGAGCCCUCGUGAAGCCACAUACUCACAGGGGCCUGAUUGAGAGGAUGAGCCCUCGUGAAGCCACAUACUCACAGUGGCCUGACUGAGAGGAUGAGCCCUCGUGAAGCCACAUACUCACAGUGGCCUGACUGAGAGGAUGAGCCCUCGUGAAGCCACAUACUCACAGUGGCCUGACUGAGAGGAUGAGCCCUCGUGAAGCCACAUACUCACAGGGGCCUGACUGAGAGGAUGAGCCCUCGUGAAGCCACAUACUCACAGUGGCCUGACUGAGAGGAUGAGCCCUCGUGAAGCCACAUACUCACAGUGGCCUGACUGAGAGGAUGAGCCCUCGUGAAGCCACAUACUCACAGGGGCCUGACUGAGAGGAUGAGCCCUCGUGAAGCCACAUACUCACAGGGGCCUGACUGAGAGGAUGAGCCCUCGUGAAGCCACAUACUCACAGGGGCCUGACUGAGAGGAUGAGCCCUCGUGAAGCCACAUACUCACAGGGGCCUGACUGAGAGGAUGAGCCCUCGUGAAGCCACAUACUCACAGUGGCCUGACUGAGAGGAUGAGCCCUCGUGAAGCCACAUACUCACAGGGGCCUGACUGAGAGGAUGAGCCCUCGUGAAGCCACAUACUCAUGAAAACGCCAAGAGGACGAAGAAUCUUUUGGUCAAAAGCGUUUGGACCAAAUGAGAGGAAAUAACGGAGGAAAUAAUAUAUUGUGUAAAUCCCACAUUGGUGACCGUCCGACAGGUGUUUUUGUACAUAGAGAAGAAAUUGAAUUUAAAGAGGAAUUUUUACAUGUUUCUAAUAUUUUUGUUAUUGAAAAUGCACUUGUGUUUCCCAUGCUCAGGGGGAUUAUAUAAGCAAGCAUUCUCAUGAAACACAAUAGACUACAAAACACUAUUUGAGCUCUACAUCAACCGUCUACUAUACAAAUGUGAAACUACAGUAACUGCAGAUACACAUUUUUGCUGUUGAUUUGAAUGUUUUCAUGAAAUUGAGUUAAAGUUGAUGCCUCAUGACCUUUUUACCUCAGUGGCAUUUCAGCGCAUGCAUCUUCAAUUCACAAAAUGCAUCGUGAUCGUGUUAUAUAUAUCAGUAUGUUGCUAUUAACUAAACGUGACUAAACUAAACAGGAUGCAGAGAAGGGUGCAAUAUCUAAAACUGUGAUGCCUUUUGCAAACCAAGUGUUCCUUCAUCUUUAAGGGAGCAAUGUGCUUGGUCAGAAGCCAGUAUAGUUGGGUUUUUGGAAAAAAUACAUAAUCCACAUCAACUGCUGCUACUUUACUGAUAUUAAAUUGCCUGCGAAAUAUAUCAAGAUAUUACUAUUACUACAAAAUGUCUAUAUUGCAUAUAAUGCAAAAACAUUCAAUAGCUAAGACACCCAAGUUAUAUAAAUAAGGAAAAACUAAGUAUAAUAAACAUUAAUUAAACAGAUGCAAUUCAGCAGCACAACAAUACAGGCCUCAAAAUAUUGUAUUACUACUAUUCUAAAAAUUAAAUCUGAACAUUUAUGAAGGUAUUAUUUAUUGCAGGAGUUGUAUCAAACUGUAUUGCCACAUGUACCUAAUUAUGUGGGAACUGAGUGGAUAUCAAGCUAAUCCACAAAUACUCCAAACAACAAACGCAUACUGCACUCCUGUGCAAACCUGGUAUUAAAAUGACAUAUUUGCCUGG
Gymnodraco acuticeps is the source of this 4228-nucleotide messenger RNA. It is a transcript of the gene st6galnac6, whose product is annotated as ST6 (alpha-N-acetyl-neuraminyl-2,3-beta-galactosyl-1,3)-N-acetylgalactosaminide alpha-2,6-sialyltransferase 6. The record is from RefSeq and is a predicted model, not a curated record. NCBI's taxonomy places the organism in Eukaryota, Metazoa, Chordata, Actinopteri, Perciformes, Bathydraconidae. Bases 284 to 1216 code for a protein of 310 amino acids. The transcript has 6 exons. Gene Ontology annotation, molecular function: alpha-N-acetylgalactosaminide alpha-2,6-sialyltransferase activity. Gene Ontology annotation, biological process: oligosaccharide metabolic process; ganglioside biosynthetic process.